ACCAGAGUAUAAAAACGAGCACCAGAGACUCUCUGCCUCUUUUUGCAUUCAUCACAGCAAUACGACUACAUUGGGAAAUGGCCACUGCAGGAAAGGUGAUUAAAUGUCGGGCUGCUGUUGCCUGGGAGCCCAAUGUGCCUCUGAUGAUGGAGGAAAUAGAAGUCGCCCCACCUCAGGAAGGAGAAAUACGCAUUAAGGUUGUAGCCACAGGUGUUUGUCACACCGACCUUUACCACCUGUUUGAAGGGAAGGACAAGCGGGGUUUUCCCACUGUCCUGGGACAUGAGGGCGCUGGUGUGGUGGAGAGUGUGGGACCUGGAGUCACUGAUUUCAAACCAGGUGAUAAGGUCAUUCCACUCUUCCUCUCUCAGUGUGGAGAAUGCAAGUUCUGCAAGUGUCCAAAAACAAACCUGUGUGACUGCAGCUGGUCAAGUAAAUAUUAUGACAUUAUGUCUGAUCCUACGACACGUUUCACUUGCCGUGGUCGGCCCAUUCUGCAGUUCAUGGGCACCAGUACCUUCUCUGAGUACACCGUCAUCAACCAGAUUGCUGUGGCCAAGAUUCAUGAUGAUGCCCCACUCCACCGCGUGUGUCUGCUUGGCUGCGGCAUCUCUACCGGUUAUGGAGCUGCUGUCAACACAGCUGGGGUCACACCAGGCUCAGUGUGUGCAGUGUUUGGACUGGGUGCAGUAGGUCUGGCUGCAGUCAUGGGCUGUAAAAACGCCGGAGCCUCCCGCAUCUUUGCUGUGGAUAUUAAUGAGCAGAAGUUUGAGAAGGCAAAGGUCUUCGGUGCCACUGAUGUUCUGAAUCCAAAGGCAUAUAAUAAACCCAUCUCUGAAGUACUGGCAGAACUUACCAAUGGAGGAGUGGAUUUCUCACUCGAGUGUGUGGGCAACACUGAAGUAAUGAGAACUGCACUGGAGUCAUGUGUUAAAGGUUGGGGUGUGAGUGUUUUGGUUGGCUGGACUGAUGUGAAGGACUUCUCUGCAAAGCCAAUUCAGCUCAUAUCUGGGAAAACCUGGAAAGGAUCUCUGUUUGGAGGUUUUAAAAGUAAGGACUCUGUUCCAAACCUGGUUUGUGACUACAUGACCGGCAAAAUAAAGCUUGACGAGUUCAUAACACACAAAAUGAGUCUGGAGCAGGUCAACGAUGCCAUCAACCUCAUGAAGACUGGAGACUGCAUUCGAUGCAUCCUGAAUAUAUCCAAAUGAGAAGCAAAUCGUCUUCACCCAACCAGUUUCUAGGCCAGAUAUAUUCAGAUUAUGCGCUUCACCUUCUUUGCAGUAUUUGAGUAACAGCUGGGUGCAUUCAAGGAUCCUCUUUAAUAGCAUAUUCCAGCCCUCUGCUUUAUUAAGUGAUUCACAAGUGCCUGUAAACGUUAAUGUUUAACAUCAAAAAACGGUUCUAUUCGUCUGCAAUGCAAAAUGCUUCUGAAAAGUUUUGCAAGAAAAUGCUAUCUGUGCCAAAUAAAAAGAGAGACAAGCAUGUUAA
Molecule: messenger RNA, 1491 nt
Organism: Sinocyclocheilus anshuiensis
Lineage: Eukaryota; Metazoa; Chordata; Actinopteri; Cypriniformes; Cyprinidae
Product: alcohol dehydrogenase 1-like
Exons: 9
Coding region: 78-1211 (377 amino acids)
Biological process (GO): formaldehyde catabolic process
Cellular component (GO): cytosol
Molecular function (GO): S-(hydroxymethyl)glutathione dehydrogenase [NAD(P)+] activity; zinc ion binding; alcohol dehydrogenase (NAD+) activity
Source: RefSeq, a predicted model, not a curated record